CAGGUGUGAUGAGGACGUGGUUCCGUCGGACAAGACGCAAAAUGAGCAGACUUUUCGAUGGAGUCCGUGGUGUUUGUCGCUGUUUAUGGGGAAAACAUUGUUUCACUAUACUUUGCUUGAUAGUGUCGAAUAGGUUAAUAAACCUUUACCUGUCGUGGCGAAACGGCGGCGGAAAUGACCGAAGUGUCAUUCAGGGAAAGAGUGGAACACCCGAAGAAGAAGAAGAAGAAGAAGGGUCUGGAUUCGAUGGGGUUCGAGUGGACCCCGCAGACAAGCCGCGUGACGCUCAGAGUCAGGAAGACCAAACAUCCAGUUCAGCUUCAACAAGCAACAAACGAAAUCUAGACAAUAUCCAUGGCUGUAACAAACAAUCUGACCAAAGUGUUGCUGUGGAUGAGAGUGGUGAGUCUGAAGAGGAUGAGUUUCAAAGCAGAGCAUAUCAAGUGGACCCCRCAGAUGAGCUGUACUGUGAUUAUGAUUCAACCUGGGAGACCGAGCAGAAUCCAGACCCCGUAGCACCAAAGAGGAGGAACACAGGUUUAUCAAACCACAAACGAUAUAAGUUCAGCAGGUUUACAAAUGCUGCUAUGGACAUGCAGAACUACAGACAUGACUAUCCACAGCAAAUCAACACCAGGAAACAACAGUCACCUGAUGGGAAGCCCAAUUUACAGUUCUACCUUGGAAAGGCACCAUGUUUACCAGACGGUCUCUACAUAGAUGAAAUCCACAACACUUGGUGGGGAAACUAUUCCAAACUAGAAUCUGUGCACACCUACAUUCAGUGGUUGUUUCCUCUGCAAGAACCGGGGAUGAACUAUCAGGCCAGCACACUGACAAAACAAGAAAUUCAGGAUUUUUGUCAAAACUCCCWGGCAAAAUAUAAUCUCCUGCAGUCAUACAAGCUCAUGUUGGAUUUCUAUGGCAUGGCGUUGAAAGAUGAGAAAACAGGWGCAGUGAAAAGAGCACCGAACUGGAAGGAAAGAUACAACAAUCUUAACAGUCACACACAUAACAAUCUGCGCAUCACCCGCAUCCUGAAAUGCCUGGGAACCCUGGGAUAUCCUCUCUACCAAGCUCCUCUGGUCCACUUCUUCCUGGAAGAGACUCUCAUCCAUGGAAAACUUCCAGCUGUCAAAGAAAGUGUCCUCAACUACUUUCUGUUUGCUGUUCUGGAUAAGAAAGAGCGUAGAAGACUCAUAAAGUUUGCUUACGAAAAUUACACUCCUAAAGAGGAGUUUGUGUGGUGCCCAAAGAAAAUCCAGGAGGUCUGGUCACGGAUGCAAGACGAAGCCUCCGGUGUUGCAUCCGAUAGUGAUGUAGAAGCCAGAAACAAUGAGCAGAACGAACCGACUGGUGAAAAUAAUGGUGAUAAUUAUGAAGAACUUGUGUAAAAUCUAAAUCAAGGUUGAUAAAAAUGUUCAUGCGUGUAAAGUUUUCAGUGGAGUUUACUUGCAAGGUUUACUGAGCUGUACACAAUAAAUGGACAGAUGUUAAUGUGGUUCAUCAGAAAACUACAUAUUCUUUAUUUCUCAUUUAUAGUUUGUUGUUUCUUUACCCUUACUGAUCUGAAGUAAUCUGAUCCUGGUGGAAAUGUUUACACAAAGUGGAAGUGUCCAUGGUGUCGAUAACAGACAUCUGAAGUACYGACAGAAUCACACACUAAGGAUGAUAUAAUCAUUGUUUCUGAACUUUACACUUUUAAUUUCUAUUUUUCAUUCCUGCAAUACUUCUUAUCCUGUAAUUGUGUUUGCAUUAAAGAAGUAGGAUUGUAUAUGCAAUUUCAAUUAUUUAAAUUUAAACAAGAUUUUCACUAAAAAUGUUUUUAAUUUUGUUCAAAUUGUAAAUCUAAACUGGAAUGAUCAGGUGUUUUUGUUAAAUUAAACUGUUUUGCACUUCUCGUUUUA
Messenger RNA from Austrofundulus limnaeus, 1907 nucleotides. Its product is annotated as opioid growth factor receptor-like protein 1. Gene Ontology annotation, cellular component: membrane. The record is from RefSeq and is a predicted model, not a curated record. Lineage: Eukaryota; Metazoa; Chordata; Actinopteri; Cyprinodontiformes; Rivulidae. Gene Ontology annotation, molecular function: opioid growth factor receptor activity.